Molecule: messenger RNA, 501 nt
Organism: Aspergillus affinis
Lineage: Eukaryota; Fungi; Ascomycota; Eurotiomycetes; Eurotiales; Aspergillaceae
Gene: yop1
Product: putative membrane biogenesis protein (Yop1)
Exons: 5
Coding region: 1-501 (166 amino acids)
Source: RefSeq, a predicted model, not a curated record
AUGGCUUCUUUCCAGGAUCGUGCUCAGCACGCCAUAGCUCAGCUUGACAAGGAGCUGUCCAAGUACCCCGUCCUCAACAACCUGGAGCGUCAGACCUCCGUCCCUAAGGUCUAUGUGAUCCUCGGCCUGGUCGGCAUCUACUUCUUCCUCGUUUUCUUCAACAUCGCCGGCGAGUUCCUGGUCAACCUGGCCGGUUUCAUCAUCCCUGCCUACUACUCUUUGAACGCUCUGUUCACCGCCGGAACUGCGGAUGACACGCAGUACUGGGUUGUCUACGCCCUCUUCACCGUCGUUGAGAGUGCUAUCAGCGCGCCCUACUGGUUCCCCUUCUACUACAUCUUCAAGUUCGCCCUGGUCCUCUGGAUGGCUCUUCCCCAGACCAACGGUGCCCAGGUCGUCUUCCACUCUUUCCUCCAGCCUGUGCUGGGCCGCUUCUUCAACGCUGGCAACACCUCCGCCAACCUUCGGGCUCAGGCGGCCGAUGCCACCAAGACCCAGUAA